Molecule: messenger RNA, 680 nt
Organism: Colletotrichum gloeosporioides
Lineage: Eukaryota; Fungi; Ascomycota; Sordariomycetes; Glomerellales; Glomerellaceae
Exons: 2
Coding region: 51-680 (209 amino acids)
Source: RefSeq, a predicted model, not a curated record
UGCAGCGCGCCCUCGACACAGUAUGCUUCCUCGACACAGCAUGCUUCGCCAUGUUCCCGCAGCAAGUCUCCCCACGCCCCCCUGUCCAAGUCGACCAGCACCACCCAUCACCCUUCAGCGCAGCGUCGCUUCCCCCCAUCUCCCAUAUCCAUCCGCGUCCCCCCGAGUUACUAUUCCAAAACACUUUCGAGACGGUCUACGACUCCACCCCGAGCGAAAAGAGCCCAGAUCUGGCCAGCAAUUUCAACAAAGCGCAACAAAAUACAGGGCGCCACUCCCCCAUUGCCCUCCAAUCCGUACUCCCCCGAAAUAGCGCUGACUUGCCCGUCUUCCCCCCCGGCUCUCCCUUUUUCGCCCUUCUGUGGCCACUGACGACUGCAAUCACGACCCGUUUAUCGACAACUCGACCGCGACCGUUCAUCGCUAACUUCACCGGCACUGGAGGAUUUUGGUUAAUCGAUGCUUCGACCCCCGAAUUACGUGCCGAUUUCUUGACGAUUCUGUACUGUGGGAGAGACUGGAACGCCCGGACCUGUGUCCCUCGACUCUCGCUGCAUCCGCCCGACCGAGCCCACGACCUCGCGUUUUCCCCCCGACGACAACAACCCGCCACCGUCAAUCGACUCCGCGAAAAUUUCGAACACUGCAUGGUUAAUUCGAUGGCGAGUGUUCGCGAAUAG